AUGUCAUCUGUAUCUACUUUGCCAUAUAUAGGAAGUAAAAUUUCUUUAAUUUCUAAUUCCGAAAUUAGAUAUGAAGGAAUUCUCUAUACAAUAAACACUCAUGAAUCCACAGUGGCAUUACAAAAUGUUAGAUCAUUUGGGACAGAAGGAAGAAGGCAACCAGAUAUCCCUCCUUCAAAUGAAAUUUAUGAUUUUAUAAUUUUUAGAGGAAAGGAUAUAAAAGAUGUAACAGUUAGCGAACCUGCAAAAAAUAUACCAGAUGAUCCAGCAAUAGUAUCAAUGAAUAUUGCUCCAUCAUCUAAAAAUAAUCUAACUGAUAAUAUAAAUUAUAAUAGCAAUGUAAAUAUAAAUAAGUCAUUAAAAGUUUCAAGUAAUAUUAUACCAUCUAAUGAUAGAAAUUUAAAUUUAAAUAAUAGAAGGUUUUUUAAUCGUCAGCAUUAUAAUUUUUAUUAUAAUAAUAAUAGAAACUUUAAUAAUUUUAAAUUUAAGAAUUUCAGAAAUUAUGAAAGAACCCCAUACGUUAUUGGAGAAUUAGAGUCACAACCAAAUCCAGCAUUAAAAAGUAAAUUUAGCCCAGAUUUUGAUUUUAGCACUAAUAACUUAAAGUUUGAUAAAAACAAUAUAUUAGAUGAAAAAAAUAAAGAUUCCUUAUCACUAAAUAAUAACCUCCAAGUGGGGGGUUACGACAAAAACGCAAGUUUCUUUGAUAACAUUAGUUGUGAGACAUUAGACAAAAAGCAAGGAAAAGAUGAAAAAGUUGAUAGAGAAAAAUUAAGGAUGCUUGAUGUGGAUACUUUUGGAAUAGCUGCAGCUCAUUAUAGGUCAAAUAUGCAUAAUAGAAAUAAGAAUAGAAAUAAGAUAAGAAAUAACAGAAACAAUAAAAUGCUGAAUAAUUUCAAUUAUAAUUAUUAUAAUAGAAAUCAAAAUCCUUUUAAUAGAUAUGCUGCAUAUUAA
This is a messenger RNA of Plasmodium relictum, 954 nucleotides long. RefSeq names its product trailer hitch homolog, putative (gene CITH). Gene Ontology annotation, cellular component: P-body. Gene Ontology annotation, biological process: P-body assembly; cytoplasmic stress granule assembly. Bases 1 to 954 code for a protein of 317 amino acids. Lineage: Eukaryota; Apicomplexa; Aconoidasida; Haemosporida; Plasmodiidae. The record is from RefSeq and is a predicted model, not a curated record. Gene Ontology annotation, molecular function: mRNA binding. The transcript has a single exon.